AUGGCGGCGGGCGUGCUAGAGGAUGCGGAGCUGCGUGAGGCGCAGCGCGACUACCUCGAUUUCCUGGACGAUGAGGAGGAUCAAGGGGUGUACCACAGCAAAGUGCGGGACAUGAUCAGUGACAAUCAGUAUCGCCUCCUCGUCAACAUCAACGACCUGCGCAGGAAGAACGAGAAGAGGGCCAACAGGCUCUUGACCAAUGCCUUUGAGGAGAUGAUUGCCUUCCAGCGUGCUCUGAAGGAUUUUGUUGCCUCUGUUGACGCUACCUACGCCAAGCAGUAUGAGGACUUCUACAUUGGGCUGGAAGGCAGCUUUGGCUCCAAGCACGUGUCACCACGGACGCUGACAGCUUGUUUCCUCAGCUGCAUUGUCUGUGUGGAAGGCAUCGUGACAAAAUGCUCUCUGGUUCGUCCAAAGGUGGUCCGGAGUGUCCAUUACUGCCCAGCUACUAAGAAGACUAUUGAGCGCCGCUACACAGACAUGACUUCCCUGGAUGCUUUCCCAUCCAGCUCUGUCUACCCUACAAAGGAUGAAGAGAAUAACCCCUUGGAGACAGAGUUUGGCCUCUCAGUCUACAAGGACCAUCAGACCAUCACCAUUCAGGAGAUGCCUGAGAAGGCACCAGCAGGGCAGCUGCCACGCUCGGUGGAUGUCGUUCUGGAUGAUGACCUGGUGGACAAGGUGAAGCCUGGGGACCGCAUCCAGGUGGUGGGGACUUACCGCUGCCUGCCAGGAAAGAAGGGGGGUUACACUUCAGGGACUUUCAGGACAAUUCUCAUUGCCUGCUACGUGAAGCAGAUGAGCAAAGACGUUCGGCCUCUCUACUCUGCUGCUGAUGUGGCCAAGAUCAAGAGGUUCAGCAAGAGUCACUCCAAGGAUAUCUUUGACCAGCUGGCAAGAUCCCUGGCUCCCAGCAUCCAUGGGCAUGAGUACAUCAAAAAGGCCAUUCUCUGCUUGCUGCUUGGAGGGGUGGAGAAGAUCCUGGAGAAUGGGAGCCGCAUCCGAGGAGACAUCAACAUCUUGCUGAUAGGAGACCCUUCUGUUGCCAAGUCUCAGCUGCUGCGGUAUGUGCUCCACACCGCGCCCCGCGCCAUCCCCACCACUGGCAGAGGCUCCUCUGGUGUUGGCCUGACUGCUGCUGUCACCACUGACCAAGAAACUGGUGAGCGGCGCCUGGAAGCGGGGGCCAUGGUGUUGGCCGACCGGGGGGUGGUGUGCAUCGACGAGUUCGACAAGAUGUCCGACAUCGACCGCACGGCCAUCCACGAGGUGAUGGAGCAGGGCCGCGUCACCAUCGCCAAGGCUGGCAUCCACGCCCGCCUCAACUCCCGCUGCAGCGUCCUGGCUGCCGCCAACCCCGUCUAUGGCCGGUAUGACCAGUAUAAGACACCCAUGGAGAACAUAGGCCUGCAAGACUCCUUGCUGUCCCGCUUCGACCUGCUCUUCAUUGUGCUGGACCAGAUGGACCCUGACCAGGACAGGGAGAUCUCAGACCACGUCCUGCGCAUGCACCGUUACCGCAACCCCAACGAGCAGGAUGGGGAUGCCAUGCCUCUGGGCAGUGCCGUGGAUAUCCUGGCUACGGACGACCCUGACUUUGCUCAGGAGGAGGAGCAGGAGCUCCAAGUGUAUGAGAAGCAUGAUGACCUCCUGCAUGGGCCCAACCGCCGCAAGGAGAAGGUUGUCAGCAUGGAGUUCAUGAGGAAGUACAUCCACGUAGCCAAGAUGAUCAAGCCUGUCUUGACCCAGGAGUCAGCGAGCUACAUAGCGGAGGAGUACUCACGCCUGCGCAGCCAGAGUGAGAUGAACUCAGACGUCGCCAGGACGUCCCCCAUCACGGCUCGUACCCUGGAGACCCUGAUCCGCCUCUCCACGGCCCACGCCAAGGCCAGGAUGAACAAGACAAUUGAUUUGCAGGAUGCAGAGGCAGCUGUGGAGCUGGUGCAGUUUGCCUACUUCAAAAAGGUGCUGGAGAAGGAGAAGAAGCGCAAAAAGCGGGCAGAGGAGGACUCUGAGACUGAGAAGGAGGAGGAUGAGCAGUCACAGCCCAAGGAGGGGCGCAGGAUGAGGAGGAGAAAGAAGGCACGCACAGAAGGGGAGGGAGACUCAUAUGAUCCCUAUGACUUCAGUGAUGCUGAGGAGGAGAUGCCGGAGGUCCAGGCACACACUCCCAAGACUCCAGAAGCCUCAGCUGCUGGCGAAGCGAAGAAGACGGAGUUGGCUGAACCAAGGUUGAAAGCAUUCAAGGCUGCCCUCCUGGAGGUCUUCAAAACUUCCCAUGCCCAGUCUGUGGGUCUGAAGAACGUGAUGGAGUCCAUCAACCGUGACAACCCUGAACCCUUCUCUCUGGCUGAAGUAAAGAUGGCACUGGCACACAUGCAAGAUGACAACCAGAUCAUGGUGUCUGAUGACAUUGUCUUCUUAAUCUAA
Messenger RNA from Indicator indicator, 2430 nucleotides. It is a transcript of the gene MCM3, whose product is annotated as minichromosome maintenance complex component 3. Gene Ontology annotation, cellular component: MCM complex; nucleus. Gene Ontology annotation, molecular function: ATP binding; ATP hydrolysis activity; single-stranded DNA binding. Bases 1 to 2430 code for a protein of 809 amino acids. Lineage: Eukaryota; Metazoa; Chordata; Aves; Piciformes; Indicatoridae. Gene Ontology annotation, biological process: DNA strand elongation involved in DNA replication; mitotic DNA replication initiation; DNA replication. The transcript is spliced from 17 exons. The record is from RefSeq and is a predicted model, not a curated record.